Brugia malayi is the source of this 4806-nucleotide messenger RNA. RefSeq lists its product as uncharacterized. The record is from RefSeq and is a predicted model, not a curated record. Lineage: Eukaryota; Metazoa; Nematoda; Chromadorea; Rhabditida; Onchocercidae. The transcript has 30 exons. Bases 1 to 4806 code for a protein of 1601 amino acids. Gene Ontology annotation, molecular function: lipid carrier activity; ATP binding; ABC-type transporter activity. Gene Ontology annotation, biological process: lipid transport; transmembrane transport. Gene Ontology annotation, cellular component: intracellular membrane-bounded organelle; membrane.
AUGUUAUCGUUGGUUCAUCUACGUUUACUGCUUAUCAAAGAAUUUACUAUUCUUUGGCGAAGUAAGAUAUGGAGCAUUGUUGAAAUAGCCAUUCCUCUGGUCAUCUCCGUCCCUCUCAUCACUCUUGUCCUGCAGAACUCAUCAUCUAUCAAACAUGAAGCGCAGUUCUGGGAAUCAUUUCAAGUGACAGGAGACUGGAGAGAUAUAGAUCGACGUCUCGGUAAUAUGCAGUCAAUUUACAGUUACUGUGGAAUGCUUAGUCAGAGAAGUUUAGGACUUGUAUUCCCAAGCAAUAUGGAUAAGGAACAGAUUUUGUGGAUAUCUCGCGAGAUAGAAUUUCGUUAUUUGAUGAAUAAUUCAGCUUUGCAUUCACACAUUUAUAAGUUGAAUGUGAAAAUAUUUCCAACUGAGGCAGCUAUGAUGGAAGUGCUGUUGGAGGAUUACCACCGUUCUUUCAUGUGUACUAAAUAUAUUGCUGGUAUUAUAUUUGACGAAUACAACAGUAGCAUAUCGCGCCUCUCUUAUACGAUACGAAUACGCCAGACAGAAGAUCCUCAAACACGAUGGUAUAUUGGUGAUGACGUCUGGGAGAAUGGGGGACCAUAUGAAAUUUCAAAUGAUCCGUUUAUAAUGAAUAUGAUGCCCAAUUAUUGGUCUCUUGGUAUCUUGUCACUACAGUAUGCAAUUGAUACUGUAUUUCUUAAAGGAAUUGAUGGUGAGAAAAACAACGACAGCAAUUUUCAACUCAGUUUGGAACGUAUCCCUGAGCCGCCAUAUUUUGAAAAAUCAAUCGUAGAAUUCCUUUCUUUUCUGAUAAUUUUCUGGCAGUUGUUUACUUUGCCCUGUAUUUUGCAUACCGUUACAAAUAUUGCUUCUGAAAAACAUAGUGGUAUGAAGGCAUUUCUAACAGUAAUGGGCAUGCAGUCCUCUACAUUUUAUAUUGCACAUGCAGUAAUUGGUUUCAUCAAAGCUAUGGCAGUCUUGCUGUCAUGUACAAUUAUGUUACUCCCAGAGAUUCAGGCAAUAUCUCCAUGGUUAUUUUUUUCUACUAACUUUAUUUAUGGUACCGGUGCUGUUACUUUUGCUCUUUUAAUGUCCUGCAUUUUCCAUAGUCCUGGUGCAGCGGCGAAAGGAACUGCUGUUAUUUGGAUUGCAACUAUUGGCUUGACAAGAUUGAAAGUGACAGAAGGAUCAGUUCUUCUAAAUAUUAUACUUUCAUUGAAUUUAAACUAUUCUUUUAUUUGUGCUUAUCAUGCUAUGCAGGAUUAUAUGAAUCGAGAUGAAUACUUGGGUACCUAUAAUAUGUUUGAAAAUACGACGUAUAUAUUUCCACUCGGAAUGGCGCUAAUAAUGAUGAUAUUUGAUAUAGUUUGGAUGUCAGUUUUAGCGAUUUAUUUGGACAAUGUCUAUCCCUCUGGUGAUUUGCCACGGAAGGAUUGGUUUUUCUUUUUACGUCGAUCGAACAGCGACCGCCAGCAAUGCGAUUUUUACGAUUCUUCCGAUACUCCGAGUGAGAACAUUCAGGAACAUGGAGACGACCAAGCAGACAUCGAUAUACGGCAUUUGACGAAAACUUUUGCCGUAAUACCGGCUGUUGAUGGCAUGUCUUUUCGUGCUUAUCGAGGAGAGAUAACCGUUCUUCUGGGACACAAUGGUGCCGGGAAAAGUACAACAUUCUCGUUGAUAACAGGCCUUAUUUCACCAACUUCUGGCUCUAUUUACAUUUGUGGCAGCAGGAUGGAAUCAAGUUCCAUUGACUACUGCCAACGAGAGAUCGGUUUCUGCCCACAGUAUAAUGCACUAUUUAAUUUGCUGACAGUACGCGAACAUUUGGAGAUGUUUCGGAAACUCAGCAGCAGUAGAGCUAAUUGUGCUAUGAAGCUGAUGAAGGAUAUCCAAUUGGACAAUGUAGCUGACGUGAUUGCUGAGAAACUAAGUGGCGGAAUGAAAAGAAAAUUGUGUGUCGGAAUAUCUUUGGUUGGUGGACGACGCGUUAUACUGUUAGAUGAACCUACAGCUGGUAUGGAUCCAGCUUCUAGACAAGCCAUCUUCCAACUUCUUCAACAUUGCAAACGUGAUAGAACUAUUCUUUUAACAACACAUUGUAUGGAUGAAGCAGAUUUACUGGGUGAUCGCAUAGCAAUUAUGGUAAGGGGUCGAUUAAUUUGUGCCGGUACGUCGGAAUUCUUGAAAAAUCGUUUUGGAACAGGGUAUUUGUUGUCGAUUGAUUUGAUGCCUCAAAAAAAUUUGCAUUAUUUUGAUCAGAAGGAACAGUUGUUGUCAGCUAUUAGAAAAUAUAUCCCUGAAACUGAAAAACAAUCAGCAACUUCUCAUCAGAUGACUGUUUUAUUACCUAUUGAAUGCAAGAAGAGCUUUCCCAAUCUGUUUACUGAGCUGGAACAGAAUGCUGGCAAAUACGGUAUCAAUUCAUUUGGCUUAUCAUUGAAUACAUUGGAACAAGUUUUCCUAAAAGUUGGAGAACUUGAGGAUGUUAAUUUAACAUCUAUAACCGACCUGGAAAAUAUGGCGGAGCAACAAGCUUCCAUAUUAUGUAGUAAUUCAUUUAUGCAUACAGGAUUGUUGCUAUGGCUCACACAGGUUACUGCUUUGCUUAGAAAGCGUUUCAUAUGCUAUCAGAAGCAAUGGUCACGACUUAUUUGUCAAAUCUUACUUCCUAUAAUUGUGCUCUUAUUUAUUGUUUUUUAUGUGAAAAAUUUGUCAACUCAAGAGAAAAGACAGGAAAUUUUGUUGAAUGCAGGACGUAUAAGUCCAUGUGUUGUGCCUGUACAGCUGGAGAAUCCUGAAGAGCUAUUCGGUCAUAAUGUCCUGGAAAUAAUACGAAAUAUAACCGGAUAUUCAUACAAGCUAGUCUCCACGUCUGAAAGCAUGGAGCUUAAUCUUGCUAAAUUGCCUAAAAUACCACCACCUGUCGGCAUGGCUGUCACGUACAACACAAAGGGCGGUUACAUUGCUGCUACGGCAUUUUUCAACGCUAAAGCUAGAUAUGGACCGGUUAUUGCAACGACGUUAGUGAACAAUGCAAGGUUGGGGCAGUCUGCAGAUUCCAUUGAAGUUUCAUUCCUUCCAUAUGGGAAUGUAAGCGGUGUUAGUCCGUUAGUCUCAUUGAAUUCUCACAUGUUUUUGAUAGCACCUAUUUUGAUUAUCAUUUUCGCUUUUGUCUCAUCUGGCUUCGUAACUUAUGUUGUCGAUGAUCUCAACACUAAUUUUCUUUAUCAGCAACUUCGUACUCGAUUAAAUACAUUCACUUAUUGGUUGUCUAUGAUAAUUUCGGAUUUAAUACUCUAUGCAUUUAUCUGUGCAGUUUUCAUUGCCAUUUUAGGCGAAUGGUUGAGUAACCUUAAAUUUGAUGUGAUGUUGCUUUGGUUGAUAUAUUUAUGGCCAACAUUGCCAUUUGUUUAUUGCAUGGCUUUCCUAAUUAGGCAUUCAGCACGAGCUUAUAUUGUCCUAAUUAUCAUAACACUGGUCGUUGCUCUUUGUGCUAGUAUCAUAUCCUACAUUAUGAUGUCCAUAAAGCCGAAGUUAUUUCCGUAUUUACAUACAACAUUCUUGCUUGCGCUGCCGACGUACAGCAUGUCAUACAGUUUGAUUAUAAUUUUAGUUGCUGAUGUCAACAAGGACACGAAUGGUCUGUACAGCUGGGAGAAACUUGGACGUGUUUAUGUCAUGAUGUUCUUCUCGGGUCUUUUAUUUUGGAUUAUUUUAAUAAUGAUGAAUUUCAAGCCCCUGACCAUGUAUAUGCACGAUUUGUUGUCGAUAAUACGGAGAACACCAUCAUGUUUAUCACUGUAUGAAGACAACUUGGAAGAUGUUGAUGUAAAGAAAGAACGAGAAUGUGUAUCGCGGAAAAGGAAUACCGAGCUAUCGCUUGCUGUCCGUAAUUUGAAUAAGUACUAUGGGGAUUUGCACGCUGUUCGUGCUCUUACAUUUGGUGUCGAACCCGGUGAAUGCUUUGGUCUUCUGGGUGUAAAUGGUGCAGGUAAAACAUCAGCAUUUGAUAUGCUAACUGGUGUAUCCAUACCAGAUGGAGGCGAAGCUUUCAUCAACGGCCGUUCUAUUUUGAAGAAACAGACUAUUGGGUUUUGUCCACAGUUCGACGCUCUUCAUCCUAAACUAACAGCUAAAGAAACUCUACGACUUUUGGCCUCACUUUAUGGCUUUGUUAAUCCAAUGAAACGUGUCAAAACUCUCCUUGAAGCAGUAUCCUUAACAGAGCAUGCGGAUUCUUGCGUCGAGUUUCUUAGUGGUGGGCAGCGACGGCGUUUAAGUGUAGCAGUAGCGUUGAUUUCACAAACUAAUUUAAUACUGUUGGAUGAGCCGACUGCUGGUGUUGAUCCGAAAGCAAGGCGCCAAAUUUGGUGUUUACUCAAUGCAGUACGUGAAAGACAGCAAGCGGUGCUUCUUACCUCACAUAGCAUGAAUGAGUGCGAAGCACUCUGUAAUCGUGUUGGCAUAAUGGAUCAGGGAUCUUUGAUUGCUAUUGGAUCACCACAACAUAUUAAAACAAGAUUUGGUGAAAAAUACACACUGAUUAUAACAAUUGCUGACCAAUAUAGACGGGAAGUUCUAAUUUCUUCUAUCAAAGAAAUUUUUCCUGUUUGUGCUGAGAAGGGUCCUCAUAGCACAUGCUUAUUAUGGGAUAUUACAAAGAGAGAAGGUGACAGGUGGUCGGAGAUGUAUGGAAAAUUAUGCCAACUUGCGGGACGGUUUCCAUGGAUUCUUGAUUAUUCAUUGACACAGACGACACUUGAAGGAGCCUUUUUGCAACUUUCACAGCGCGAAAAGUGA